AUGGAUGGGAAUCAACUUGUAGUAACUUGUUCAAUUUCACAGAAUAAAAAUACUUUCGUACCCACCUACGCUCUUAUUGAUACCGGAGCAUCAGGAUAUGCUUUCAUUGACGAAUCUUUUGCACGCCACAACAAACUCACAAUGACCCCACUCAAAAUACCUCGCCACGUAGACGUUAUAGACGGCAGACCUAUCAAGUCAGGAAAAAUUACCCAUAUUGUUGAUAUUUCACUAGACAUUCAUGGCCAUCGAGAAAUUGUGCCAUGUUUUGUAACGAAGCUAGGACACUAUCCGAUUGUGAUGGGAAUACCUUGGAUGAGACGUCAUGAUGUUACGAUUCGACCAAAGGAGAAUUUACUAGUUUUUGAUUCUCGGAGCUGUUGCCAAUACUGUUCACUCAGUGGAACUGCAGUCGUUGUUCAUGGCAUCUCGAUUCCGUUACCGGAACACCAUACAGUCAUCGUUUCAGCAACUGAGAAAUCUACUAUCGACAUCGAACAACUGAUACCGAAGGAGUUCCAUCACUAUAUCCAUAUGUUCGAAGAAUACGAUGCUUCAAUUCUUCCACCACAUCGACCGUUCUAUGAUAUGAAGAUAGUAUUGGAAGAAGGCAAGCAACCACCAUGGGGGUCAAUAUAUGCUUUAUCCCAAAUCGAAUUGAAGGCGCUCUGGGAUUAUCUUCAGGAAAAUUUACCCAAGGGAAUUAUUCGCCAUAGUGAAUCCCCAGCGGAAGCGCCCAUAUUAUUCGUCAAGAAGGCUGAUGGAACACUUCGACUAUGUGUCGACUACCGGGGCCACAAUGCAAUUACGAUUAAAAAUUGUUAUCCACUACCGUUACUGAAGGAAACCUUGGCUAAACUAUCGAGAGCAAAGUACUACACCAAAUUGGAUUCACGAUGGGGAUAUAAUCAGAUCAGGAUAGCGGAAGGAGAUGAGUGGAAGACAGCGUUCAGGACCAGAUAUGGACAUUUCGAAUAUACAGUAAUGCCAUUCGGGUUAGCCAAUGCUCCGGCUACAUUUCAACAUUGGAUCAAUGAUAUUCUACGCCCCUACCUUGAUCAAUGCGUAACGGCCUAUUUAGAUGAUAUUCUCAUCUAUUCCGAGACCCUCGCAGAGCACAAAGAUCACAUUUAA
Molecule: messenger RNA, 1134 nt
Organism: Morchella sextelata
Lineage: Eukaryota; Fungi; Ascomycota; Pezizomycetes; Pezizales; Morchellaceae
Exons: 1
Coding region: 1-1134 (377 amino acids)
Source: RefSeq, a predicted model, not a curated record